Messenger RNA from Acanthosepion pharaonis, 636 nucleotides. Lineage: Eukaryota; Metazoa; Mollusca; Cephalopoda; Sepiida; Sepiidae. The record is from the annotation of a GenBank genome assembly.
AUGCUAUCAUUCUUCCGCACAUGUCCACUGCUGUCAUUUGUCCACUGCUGUCAUUCGUCCACUGCUGUCAUUCGUCCACUGCUGUCAUUCGUCCACUGCUGUCAUUCGUCCACUGCUGUCAUUUGUCCACUGCUGUCAUUCGUCCACUGCUGUCAUUCGUCCACUGCUGUCAUUCGUCCACUGCUGUCAUUCGUCCACUGCUGUCAUUUGUCCACUGCUGUCAUUCGUCCACUGCUUGGUAUCUAUCUAUCUAUCUAUCUAUCUAUCUAUCUAUCUAUCUAUCUAUUUCUUUAUAUUAAUCUGUAUAUGACCCCGAAUAUUAAAACAAAUCUAUCUAUCUAUCUAUCUAUCUAUCUAUCUAUCUAUCUUGUUUCUUUCAUUCUCUGUGGAGUAUUUUCCAGUAACAAUCUCAGGUGGCGACCGAUCCGUUUGAAAACCAGCAAGAUAUUCAUUGGACAAGUAGACGUUCCGCAACAAGUCUCUAUUCAGUUUGCCCAUUGUAUCUCUUAUUUUUCCUAUUUACUUUCUUUUUUUUGCUCUAUUUUCUUUGUCUAUUUCCUCUCUUCCCCUUUGAAGAUAUUCUCUCUCUACUUUUUCCCACAUCCGGUGAAAAAGGGGUCAACUUGUCUACUAUGA